CUUAUAGCCAACCUCAACAACCAAGCCAAUAUGUCUUUUCGCGGAGGAGGUCGUGGCGGCUUCGCCACCGGUGCUAAUCGUGGAGGUUCCUUCGGUGGCCGUGGUGGUGAGUAAAUACGACUUUCGGGGCUGGUGAUUGAGAUGGGCAAGGACUAACGAAAAUUUCGUCGGACAGGCCGCGGAGGCUUCCAGCAGCCAAUGGGUCCACCAGCACAAGUUCUGGAGAUGGGAUCUGUCAUGCACGCUUGUGAAGGCGAGAUGGUGUGCGAAUCGAUCAACCCGAAGAUUCCUUAUUUCAAUGCCCCUAUCUAUCUGGAGAACAAAACUCCUAUCGGAAAGGUUGACGAGGUUCUUGGCCCCAUAAACCAAGUUUACUUCACUGUUAAGCCCCAGGAAGGAAUCGUCGCGACUUCUUUCAAGCCUGGCGACAAGGUCUACAUUGGUGGAGACAAGCUUCUGCCAUUGGAGAAGUAUGCAUUGUUCCUUGUCUACUUCUUGAGCAAUGCUGACCUGAUGACCAUAGGUUCCUUCCUAAGCCUAAACCGCCACCAGGUAUAUUGCCAGCGACAACCGAAUGUAUCUGCCGCAUAUUGCUGACAACUAUGCAGGUGCGAAGCCCAAGAGAGCCGGAGGUGCUGCCCGCGGUGGUAGAGGAGGCCCACGUGGUGGAGCGAGGGGUGGACGUGGUGGGUUUGGCGCCCCCAGAGGACGGGGUGGCCCUAGAGGAGGCGGCUUCCGUGGUGGAAGCGGCGGUUUCUCCAGAGGAGGCGGUGGCUUCUCCAGGGGAGGCGGCAGAGGAGCACCUCGUGGAGGUUUCCGACGUUAGACAGUCUCCGUCUUGCUUAGCACUGUCUUAUUACGGCGUUAUGGGAAAAAGGGAGCUUUUGCAGGAACUUUUUGUGUCGAUAUCUCUGUGCAUUAUAGGUGGCUUUCCUAUUCGCAAAGGCUGUAGAAUAAUUCAGCCAUUAAAUGAAUAUUAUUAUACCAAUGAA
This is a messenger RNA of Aspergillus alliaceus, 992 nucleotides long. RefSeq names its product H/ACA ribonucleoprotein complex subunit GAR1/NAF1. Gene Ontology annotation, cellular component: box H/ACA snoRNP complex. The transcript has 3 exons. The record is from RefSeq and is a predicted model, not a curated record. Gene Ontology annotation, biological process: snoRNA guided rRNA pseudouridine synthesis; ribosome biogenesis. Gene Ontology annotation, molecular function: box H/ACA snoRNA binding. NCBI's taxonomy places the organism in Eukaryota, Fungi, Ascomycota, Eurotiomycetes, Eurotiales, Aspergillaceae. The coding region runs from base 199 to 597 and encodes 132 amino acids.